Eubalaena glacialis (North Atlantic right whale) is the source of this 588-nucleotide messenger RNA. RefSeq names its product myeloid leukemia factor 1-like. The transcript has a single exon. NCBI's taxonomy places the organism in Eukaryota, Metazoa, Chordata, Mammalia, Artiodactyla, Balaenidae. Gene Ontology annotation, biological process: regulation of DNA-templated transcription. Bases 1 to 588 code for a protein of 195 amino acids. Gene Ontology annotation, cellular component: nucleus; cytoplasm. The record is from RefSeq and is a predicted model, not a curated record.
AUGCGACAGAUGAUGAGAAAUUUUUCUGAACCUUUUGGAAGAGACAUGUUCAGCAUCUCUGAUUGUAGAGGAAGAGCUUGUAACCAUACGAGACAUGAGGAUGGAGAAAACUCCUUGACUUGUACAGAUGUCAACCCUCUUCAGGCAAUGGACCAAAUAAUGUUAAAUAUACAAAACAGUAUGCAGGAAUUACAAAGAAACUUUGGUCACUUUUCAAUGGAUCCAAAUGGACAUUUGUUUAGUUCUUCCUCAAUUAUGACUUAUUCCAAAGUAGGAGAUGAACAACCAAAGGUUUUCCAGACCUCAACUCAAACUCGCAGGGCUCCAGGAGGAAUAAAGGAAAGUAGGAGAGCACUGAGAGAUUCUGAGAGUGGACUAGAAAAAAUGGCUGUUGGUCAUCACCUUCAUGACCGAGCUCAUGUCAUUAAAAAGUCAAAGAACAGCAAGACUGGAGAUGAAGAGGUCAAUCAAGAGUUCAUCAAUAUGAAUGAAAGUGAUGCUCAUGCUUUUGAUGAUGAGUGGCAAAAUGAGAUUCUGAAGUACAAACCAAGUGGACAAUGGCUCAAUCUAGAAAACUCUGGGAUGUGA